UCUCGAGAACGGGAAUAUGUACAGUUUGCCGGAAUUCUCUUGGCGAUCGUACGAUUAGCAGCCCUAGGUUGGAACGUUCGACGACAUGGCGAUGCUUAGCUCAUUUCGCUUGGCGCGGGGCAGAUUUGCAGCGGCCGGUUUUAGACAUUUAUGGACUUCCAGGGCUUUGCCGGCCGCUCAGUCUGAAAAUGAUAAUAAAAAAGAGGAAUCGCAGCAAUCUAUUCAUGAGGAAAAUGAUGAGGAAUAUGAGAAAAAUAUCAAGAUAAAAAUACUUGGCGCUUCUUUACAAUUUGUUCCUAAUAUGGGAUGGAGUAAGCAGGCUAUUAGUGCUGGUGCUGAAUCCAUCGGAUAUCCAGGCGUGGUACACGGACUGUUUUCAAAUGGUGGCGCGGCUUUAGUGGAGUAUUUUUAUUCUACGUGCAACCGAGAAUUGAAUAAAAUCCUAGAGAAAGAGGCACUGGCCAUUGAAGCGGAUUCUUUGAGUUCACGAAAGACGCCAGAAGAACAAGUUCGCGACGCUGUAGAAAUACGGUUGAGGAUGGUGAUUCCCUACAAAAAAACUUGGCCGCAAGCAAUGGCUAUUAUGACCCUACCACCGCACGUGCCGACUGCUUUAGCAAAUUUAUUAACUUUAGUCGAUGAUAUCUGCUACUAUGCCGGUGAUAGAUCUGUUGAUAUCAACUGGUAUACUAGGAGAAUGAUAUUAGCGACUAUAUACAAAGCCACUGAAUUGUACAUGUUGCAAGAUACAAGUGAAGAUCACAAAGAAACAUGGCUAUUCCUGGACAGACGAAUAAAAGAUAUUUUACAAAUACAGUCGAUGCUUGUUAACACAGUCAAACCAUCGCCAAGCCAAGAUGAAGCUCUAAAUCGUGCCGCGGAGACAGCCGCUGCUGUUUUUAUAACGGCCCGUAGUAUACUUGGAUUAAAUUAAGAAAGAAGAAAUAGAUUGCAGAAAGGAGAUAUUAGAAAGAGAUAUUCUGUAGAUGUUUUAAAAUAAAUAUAAUUAAAAUUUAUCCUAUUAAAAUAA
This is a messenger RNA of Monomorium pharaonis (pharaoh ant), 1030 nucleotides long. It is a transcript of the gene Coq9, whose product is annotated as ubiquinone biosynthesis protein COQ9, mitochondrial. Lineage: Eukaryota; Metazoa; Arthropoda; Insecta; Hymenoptera; Formicidae. Gene Ontology annotation, biological process: ubiquinone biosynthetic process. The transcript has 5 exons. Gene Ontology annotation, cellular component: mitochondrial inner membrane. The record is from RefSeq and is a predicted model, not a curated record. The coding region runs from base 86 to 934 and encodes 282 amino acids. Gene Ontology annotation, molecular function: lipid binding.